AUGCUGCCGCUGCUGCUGACAGCUGUCUCUGAGGGGCGACUCACGGUGGAGGAUGUCGUCCAGCGCCUCUAUGAGAACCCCCGCAAGAUCUUUGGGCUGCCCGCGCAGGAGGACACCUACGUGGAGGUGGACCUGGAGCACGAGUGGAUCAUCCCCAGCUGCACGGCCUUCUCCAAGGCACGCUGGACACCCUUUGAGGGCAUGAAGGUGAAGGGGACGGUGCGGAGGGUGGUCCUGCGUGGGGAGGUCGCCUACAUCGAUGGGCAG
This is a messenger RNA of Pygoscelis adeliae (Adelie penguin), 267 nucleotides long. Its product is annotated as CAD protein-like. Gene Ontology annotation, molecular function: hydrolase activity, acting on carbon-nitrogen (but not peptide) bonds. The annotation marks the transcript as partial. The transcript is spliced from 2 exons. Lineage: Eukaryota; Metazoa; Chordata; Aves; Sphenisciformes; Spheniscidae. The record is from RefSeq and is a predicted model, not a curated record.